AUGACAGCGCCAGUAGAGGCUCGCUCGCUGUCUUCACUGACUACACUCUUUGCCAACCCUCCACAGUACCCUCGAAACCCUACUCACAAAGUUCUCGAGCCACUCAAUCUGUACAUCGUUCGAGUACCGGGUAGUAGAGACAUAUUCCUCUCGCCGCUCAAGCCUCCUACCAAGGCAUCCAUCAGCGCUGAAGCAAUCCAGUCGUCGCUCUAUUAUUUCCACAUCUCCACACCACAAGAUGAGGUAGUGAAAGAGUCACUCGAGAAACACCGUCGGUCAUGGAGCGCAGAACAAGGCAGCCGGGUAGAUGAAAUCCAUAGAAAACCGGUUCCUUCAUCCUUCUUUACCGAGCGGUCUACUGGCGAAGCUCCGGAAGAUGAAGCAACAGGCCUUUCACAUUCUUCCAGACCUGUUACCAAGUCCGAGGGAGACAUUCCAGAUGGAAGCCACAUCGAAACAGCCAAGCGCGUUGUAUUCAGGUCGCAGGAUGAGGGCUCUGUGAUUGCACGAAAGCCAGUGGGGCCACGGCCUGACAGUUCCAGGUUGAAGACGGCAGACUCGGGGGUAAUAGAGAGGAAACCUGUGGGGAGCUCUGGUGGAGAUGGAAGAACAGGCCAGAGAGCCUCCACAGAGGUUCCAGCUCAAUUUCGGGCCAUGGACAGUCGUGAAGGCCGGCAGCUGAACUCUGAUGGUUGUCCAGGAAGCCAAUGCUCCUCGAAUUCUGUAUCGCGCUCUAUCACAGAUGUUGCCAGUGCUUCUUCUCAACUCCCGCCGCCGCUUCUUCUACGACCAUCAUAUUCUCUCUCCGAGCAUGAGAUGGGAAACGAUUUCCGCGUCACUAUCAUCCGCAGAGAUCCUAGUUCUGGUUCACAGUGGAAUAUUGGUAGCCUGUCGAGAGUGCGACGACCAGCAAUGAUGGAACAGGAUUCAAUCGGAAUUGAGAUUACGACUCCUGGGUACCAAAAGUUCGCCAGGCAAUUCGAGUCCCAAGCGCCCAAUCUUCAAGCAUACGAUCAAGCCCCAAGAGAACACCAAGGUGGCAGCACUGAAGGGUAUGGCUCCAUUACUCAGAAGACUAACGACUCUCCGGCAAAGGCGUCAAGACGACCAUGCACGCACUUCGAACCAACAUCAUUUACACGUGACAUGACACUAAACAGACCACCAGGUUCCCAGCAUCACCACCACCGUAGCAGUUCCUCGGAGUCCUUCCCAAGUUCUCUACCACAGCUAGCCAGCUCCAUCUCACCCACCACACCAUCGCAGCUCACCUUCUUCUCGCCGUGGAACGGCACCUGCACAUUCACCACCGGCAUGGACGGCCGCAGCCUGAAAUGCAGACACAAACUCCCAUCCUCCAGCACCUCGGAACCGAGCGACAAUUCCGUUCUCGUCGCCGAACUGAGGUUCAACCUACCCUGGAGCGCGCUCCGAAGCAGAGACACCAACACCGAGCCAUCUACAGGUGCUGGCAGAAGGACCAAAACCUCCAACUCCCUCGCCCAUCUCGGCGAAGAUGCCAAACACAGUCUGAAAAGAGGCAUGGCGCGGUUCAGGCAGGAAAUCAAGUCCUCUACCUCUUCCGACACCGAUCUUCGACCUACCAUACCGGGCACCGCGCACGCUCGGGAUACCUCUUCGACCUCCAAUUCUUUCUCUAGUACCUUCCAAUAUCAAUAUGGUGAUGAUUCAGAUGACGAGGCGGCCGCCGCCAACGAUUCCUUCGCCUCUUCUUCUUCCGGCCGGAUGGACCUGAAACUCGGUCGCGAACGCGCCGGAGGCGGCAGGAAAGGCAAGAGUGCCAAGUUGGGCAAGUUGGUGCUGAGGGAUGAAGGGCUGAAGAUGGCGGAUCUGGUUGUCGCGGCCUGUAUGGGGGUUUGGUGGAAUGUCUAUGAGGGGAGGGGUGUGGAAGUUUAG
Molecule: messenger RNA, 1917 nt
Organism: Endocarpon pusillum Z07020
Lineage: Eukaryota; Fungi; Ascomycota; Eurotiomycetes; Verrucariales; Verrucariaceae
Exons: 2
Coding region: 1-1917 (638 amino acids)
Source: RefSeq, a predicted model, not a curated record